Molecule: messenger RNA, 1257 nt
Organism: Ascochyta rabiei
Lineage: Eukaryota; Fungi; Ascomycota; Dothideomycetes; Pleosporales; Didymellaceae
Exons: 2
Coding region: 1-1257 (418 amino acids)
Source: RefSeq, a predicted model, not a curated record
AUGUUUCGAUCGUCGAUAUCUAUAUUCGGCAUCAGGACCCCACGACCAGAGCAAGACGUGGAAAACUCGCCGGCACCACCGUCCCAAUCUCGCUUUGCUCGCUUCUCCACCAAUGCGAGAACAAUAGUGGGUUCUUCCGUCUACUCGCAGUCGCCAGGUCCCUCGAGAUGGAAGUCGCCGAAGAUGCCUUCGAUGGGCUUCGCUCGCCGUCCAACAUCAGCCGACCUCGACACUGUAAUCGAUGAGUCCAACGGAUCAAACUCAGCACUUGCCUCACACUCAGCUGCGUCCUACGUAGGCGCAAUCUCGCAAGAACAGAUCCGGACGCCUGAACAGACCUACAACCGCCACCCAGCAGAUGUGCCACUGCCCCACCAAGAUCCAUUCGUCGACUCUGAGGUCCAGCAGCUAGCCGAUGAGGUCAAUGGACCACGACGACACCGUCGGCGCAAGAGGAGAAAGCAGCACCGUAGCGACCACUGGAAGCGCAAGCGGAGCGACCGAGGAAAGCUGAUGCCGUUUGUCCGCGGCACAGCAGCACGCGGAAAACUCAUGGCUUGCAUCAUCUCAGGCACCUUUCUCCUCAGUGUCCUGACAAUCUAUCUUGCCAUCGCCCUCACGAACAAAGACGUUGGCCAGGAGAUCCACGUUCUAUUUAUCCUGCUCCUCCUCAGCAUAACAAUCUUCUUCUGUCACUCCCUGAUCCGGCUCUGUAUGCUGCUCCUCAAUCCACCCUACGAGGUCGAGCGGCAAGCAGUACCCAACCUCACCGCACCCGAGGGCUUCCAGCCCAUCGUUCCCAUUCCUGUGCGUCUGGGCCGCGAUGACGAACUCGACUCGGACAACGACAUGGCAGAUCUCGAAGCAGGCGAUCCCGAAAAGGAGGUCCUGCCCCCUCCACCCCCAGCCUACGGGCUGUGGAGGAGCAGUGUGCGUGUCGAUCCAAAUUUGCUGCACUGGCAGCGCGUCGAAGAGAACAGAGCACAGUCAGCCAUCUCCAUGCCCAGCAGUCGAGACGGGGGCGUUGUGGCUGCCUCGACGCACGACUCUGCUACUGAUGUGCCAGCCGAGGGCCCUCGGCCACCAAGCUACGUCUCCGAGGACGGCGUGAGCUACAUCACCGAGGCAGCACCACGCAGCGUAGCGCCCGCACAGGACGCUCCUGCUCCCAGCGGCGUGCACCCGGCCUGGCGCAGCAGCUACGUGAUGAGUGAGAUCCGGCCGGGCGAGGUACCUGCGUCCAUGGGCCGACGGUGA